GGGGCUGGCAUCUUCAGCUGGCAGAGCUCGUGAAGACAGUUGGUUAAAAUCCCUAUUUGUGCGCAAAGUGGAUCCAAGGAAAGAUGCUCACUCCAACCUCCUAGCCAAAAGAGAGACCAGCAGUCUGUAUAAACUACAGAUUCACAAUGUAAAACCAGAAUGUCUAGAUGCCUACAACAAGCUUUGUCAAGAGGUGCUGCCAAAGAUUCAUGAAGAAAAACACUACCCAUGUGCACUGGUGGGGACUUGGAACACGUGGUACGGAGAGCAAGAUCAGGCUGUUCACCUGUGGAGGUAUGAGGGAGGGUAUCCAGCUCUCAAUGAGGUCAUGAAUAAACUCCGUCAAAAUAAGGAAUUCACAGAGUUUCGCAAAGAAAGAGGCAACAUGCUUCUCUCACGCAAGAACCAGUUACUGCUGGAGUUCAGUUUCUGGAAUGAACCUGUUCCCAGAGAGGGGCCCAAUAUUUAUGAACUGAGGUCCUAUCAGCUUAGACCUGGGACAAUGAUCGAGUGGGGAAAUUACUGGGCUCGUGCAAUUCGUUUCCGACAGGAUAACAACGAAGCCGUUGGAGGAUUUUUCUCACAAAUUGGACAGCUGUAUAUGGUUCAUCACCUUUGGGCUUACAAAGAUCUCCAGACCAGAGAAGAUAUAAGGAAUGCUGCGUGGCAUAAACCUGGCUGGGAUGAACUAGUCUAUUACACAGUGCCACUUAUUCAGGAAAUGGAGUCCAGAAUCAUGAUACCAUUGAAGAUUUCUCCGCUUCAGUAAAGUCACUGAUUUACUUGUGCCUACAUAGAUGAAGUGACAAGUAUUUGUCUUAAAUUAAUUUAUGGUAUACAUUGUAUAUCAUAGUCUGAAAUAUAAAAGUACUGUAUUGAGCUUAUAAAAGAGACCUCUUUUCUUCAGA
This is a messenger RNA of Merops nubicus (carmine bee-eater), 908 nucleotides long. It is a transcript of the gene NIPSNAP2, whose product is annotated as glioblastoma amplified sequence. Gene Ontology annotation, cellular component: mitochondrion. NCBI's taxonomy places the organism in Eukaryota, Metazoa, Chordata, Aves, Coraciiformes, Meropidae. The record is from RefSeq and is a predicted model, not a curated record. The annotation marks the transcript as partial. The transcript has 9 exons.